AUGUCGUCUGUACAAUCUGCUAAUUCGGCAUCUGCGGUCAAUGUCGAGCAUCUCCACGACCGGUUCAACCAAGUAAGUGCCGUUAACGGAGAAGGAAAGCAUCAGGAUGCCAGUUUAGAGACGUUCUCCGGGAAGGAAAAUGGCCAUGACAAGAGCCAGCCUCUCCAAGACGAGGACCCCCGCAAUACAACUGAGUAUUGGAGAGACGAAGAUUCGAGAGCAGUGCCUACGCCUACUGCUAGAAGGACAGGUCGACUCUCACUUUUCUCUUUCAAGGGGACGCACAAUGAGCAAGCUUCAGAGCAGCCGAGCGAGGAAAAAGAGCCAUUUCAAAAGAAGAUCCUGAAAGGAAUAAAACGAGUGACUACCCGGGGAGAUCCCGUGAGAAGUUCCACUGCCUAUGGGCAGAUAGACCAUUCCCAUGAACUUGAGUACAAAAGCCACAUGAAAACAAGAUGGUUGGUGGACGCCAACAUUCUAGGAUACCCAGCCGCGUUAAUCAUUGCCACAUAUUUUAUGUCUGAUGAGCACGGCACACGAAGAGUGCCACUUUUGCUUCAAAUGCUCAGCUUGACGCUGACUGAUGUCAGUACUAAUGUGCACACUAAAAAACGAAAAUUCAGAAUAGACCUUGAUUAUGCAGUGGGGAGCCAAUAUUUAAGAUGGUCCUUAGAAAAGACUUCCAGGGAUCUGGCAGUCUUGCACAACCGAUUGAGACUCAUGAUUUUGCAAGAGAACGUGCUACAGAAAGGCCACAAGGAGAUUGAGCUUCCGAAAUUUCCUAAAUACAAAAACCAAACCGCAUACUCGAAGCUAAAGCAAGGUGUCAAUAGAGCAGAAACCAACGCAUCAUCAAUAGUGUCGCCCAAUGAUGAUAACCCAACCGCAUACAAUCCAGUGAACUCUUCGCAAUCCAGUGACGAUGAUGAUAACACCAGCAUGUUCUCCGUUCGCUCAAGCCUAAGAAGGCAUGGCUUUUUCAAGCGUAAGCCCAACGAUAUUCUCACCAACGAGCAUUUCAGGGACGCGAUGCAAGAAUAUCUGGAUAAUCUGAUUCGUGCAUUCAACUUGCGCCCUCAAGCCAACCGUAUAUUCCAAUUUUUUGAACUGUCGCCUAUCGGAAUGCUUCUAUCAUACGAGACAGGACGAAAGCGCAAAGAGGGCUACUUGCUGAUCAAGACGACAGCGAAAGCUCAAGGAUGGAGGGUCGGGCAUUUGAAAGCCAGGGAGCUGAAAGCCAUGGUUGAGCGUCACAUUGCAAAAUGGUUCAUACUGGGACACAGCUAUAUCAUGUACGUUGCUGACAUAAACUCCACCACUCCGCUUGAUGUUUUCCUCAUCGACAGCAGUUUCAAAUUUACCCUUUCAGGCUUUGGGGAUGCUCCUGUCACAUUGCACAACUUAUCGGAGUUUGUGAAACAACAGCUCAAAGCCGAGGAGGAGGAAGACGAUGAUGAUGAAGACGGCUUUGUGGAAGAUCCCGCGCCGGUGCACAAAUCUUAUCUGUCAUUAACUCUUGAAAAUUCGGAAAGGAAGUUGAGUGUCGUGGGCAAGUCUGCAAAUCAGAUGAAAAGAUGGUGUGUUGCGAUUCAUGAAAUGGCAAAAGAGACCAUCUGGUCCAAGAAACAUCGGUUUGAGAGCUUUGCACCUGUCCGUGAUAAUGUGUUUGCAAAAUGGUUUGUGGAUGCUAGAGACUACAUGUGGGCUGUUUCCGCAGCAAUAGAAAUGGCAAAGGAUGUGGUCUAUAUCCACGACUGGUGGCUUUCCCCAGAAAUAUACCUCAGGCGUCCUGCAAAUGGUAAUCAGGAAUGGAGACUGGAUAGGCUGCUCAAGCGAAAGGCGGAACAGGGUAUCAAAAUUUUUGUCAUCGUGUACCGAAAUGUCGCAAACACCGUCCAGACAGAUUCCCUUUGGACUAAACACUCGCUACUGGAUCUUCAUCCAAAUGUUUAUGUCCUGAGAUCCCCAAAUCAGCUUAUGCAGAAUGUCUACUUUUGGGCUCAUCACGAGAAACUGGUUAUCAUUGAUCACACUGUAUGCUUUGUCGGAGGAAUUGACCUUUGCUAUGGAAGAUACGAUACUCCGGAUCACUCGGUGGUUGACGAUGCUCCAUGUGCAUUUGAUCCUAUCCCUCCAAAUAGUUCAAGUUCCACCGGAAACGCUCACAGCUACCAGAUCUAUCCUGGAAAAGAUUACUCAAACCCACGCAUUUGCGACUUUUUUGAGCUCAACCAGCCAUUCCAGGACAUGAUCGACAGGCAGUCAGUCCCUCGUAUGCCAUGGCAUGAUGUCCACAUGAUGACCUGCGGCCAUAUUGCAAGAGAUCUAUCAAGACAUUUUGUUCAGCGUUGGAAUUUCUUAUUACGCCAAAAGCGCCCGUCAAGACUUACACCUUUGCUCUUGCCCCCAAGAGACUUUACUGAGCAAGAAAUUGAGGAUCUAGGACUCACUGGUACUUGCGAAGUCCAAGUUUUGCGUUCAUCUUGUUCUUGGUCCCUUGGGCUCCAAGAGCCCGAGCAAAGUAUCCACAAUGCUUAUCUGAGACUCAUAGAAACGAGUGAGCAUUUUAUUUACAUCGAAAACCAAUUCUUUGUCAGCAGCCACGAACAUGAUGGUGUGGUGAUUAAAAACAAGAUUGGCGAUGCGCUAGUUGAGAGGAUUAUUCGUGCGCAUGCAAACAGAGAGUCAUGGAAAGCAGUCAUUAUCAUACCCUUGAUGCCUGGUUUCAAGAGCCAGGUUGAUAGCAAAGAAGCAUCGUCGAUAAGAGUGAUCAUGCAGUGUCAAUAUAUGUCUAUUUCCAUGGGAGAGACAUCCAUUUUCGCUAGACUGAGAAGGGCUGGUAUCAGACCUGAAGACUAUAUUCAAUUUUACUCGUUGAGAAAAUGGGGAUACAUUGGAAGAAAGAAGUCCUUGACCACAGAGCAAUUGUAUGUUCAUGCAAAAACGAUGGUUGUGGACGACCGCAUUGCGAUAAUUGGGUCUGCAAAUAUAAACGAGAGAUCGAUGAGAGGUACUAGAGACUCGGAGAUUUGCACGAUUGUUCGUGACAAAGAAAUGAUCGACACCUUCAUGGACGGAAAACCAUAUAAGGUUGCCAAAUUUGCUCACACUUUGCGAAUGCGGCAGAUGAGAGAACACCUAGGCGUUGACGUGGAUCUGCUAGAGCUUGUGGAACGAAGAUUCUCUCAGAUAGAGAAGUUUGCAUGUACUCCCGAAGGUCUGACCAGUGCUACAUCGAAAACGGGAGACAAAAAAUUGUCGGCAAUGGUCGAGCUCGCUGCUCGGUAUGUUUUAGAUCUACCUGACGGAACACCUCGCUUCAAAUCGGAGUUGACUACUCACAGGACUGCUGGUGGCGAGCUGACCAAGAAGCUAAUAGAUUCAUUCCACAACGAUUAUGAUGAUGCCCUUUCGGAUAACUUGGACCAGAUUCCAUACGUUUACUCCUUCAACCAUCGAGCAGGUGAAGAGAAUCCUGGUAUUAGAGAGAAAAAGGCAUUUUCGAGCGAUUCGCGGGUCACAGACAAAGCCCAUAGAAGCGAAGUCAAAGGGUUUGGGCCGGACAAGUAUCAGUCAGCAACUCAUGUGAACUCCAAGUCAAAAAAUACUAAGCUUCUUGCAGAGUGGGCAAGUUCGUCUUCUUCUGAUAUUCAUCAGACUCUUCCGUGCAUUGAGGAUGUGUUAGAUUUCAUCAGUAACGAUGAUAAGAAUCUACCAGCAGAUGUUCUCAACCAUCAAAGGUGGGAUAUGCUCAAGAGAUUGCACUAUUUACAAAAGCUUUUCAACAAACGAAAGCGGGAGUCCGAGAAUGCAUCUGCCAAUAACAAGGAAGAUGCUGGAAACUUCUCUUCAGGAACGGAAAAUGGAUAUGCCGAAAGCUCACUCGUGAAGUUGCCUCGCUUUCCAGCCACUUCGCUUUCGGACGCAGAUGUUGAAGAUUUGAGUGCGAACUGUCUUCCUAGAGUCUCACAGAUUUUUGUGGACCCUUAUUCUUUUGAGGACCCUUUGGAUAUUGAUUUCUACGAAGGCUUAUGGAUGCCGCAAGCUCUGCGCAACACGAUGAUAUACCAAAUGGUCUUCCAUGUUCAACCCGACGACAGCGUUCAGACAUGGAGCGACUACAAGAUGUUCCAGGAACUCAAGGAGUCGUUCCUUUUGCAUCAAAGGGCCAGUCACGGAGGUGCAACUGCGGCUGACGGAGAGCAUGGUGGCACAGAAUUGAUGUCUCAGCAACUGAGCCCGGAGACAGCGAACGACAACCACGGAUCGAACGAGAGUGUGGCAAGCUCGACAGGCAUUCAGACACAGCCACCGCUGAGCUCCGAGACAGACGAAGCUCAGAUCGACAGUUUGCGGUAUGCCAUUCGUCGGUCCAAAAUUGCCGAGCUCGAAAGAUAUACUCGUUCGGGAAUAUCCAACACUUACAACAGAUCCAAAGCCAAUCCGUUGAUGGGGGUUCCUUCCGUGUACGACUACGAGUCUGCCGAGAAGCUACUGAAGCUUAUCACGGGCCAUUUGGUUAUCUUCCCUACCAAGUGGCUCCAGAAGGAGGUUGAGUCGUCGAACUGGUUUUACACGGCGGAUAAGCUUCCUCCCGUCCAAAUCUAUAAUUGA
This is a messenger RNA of Ogataea angusta, 4614 nucleotides long. RefSeq lists its product as uncharacterized. Lineage: Eukaryota; Fungi; Ascomycota; Pichiomycetes; Pichiales; Pichiaceae. Gene Ontology annotation, biological process: cell motility; intracellular signal transduction; phosphatidic acid biosynthetic process. The record is from RefSeq and is a predicted model, not a curated record. The transcript has a single exon. Gene Ontology annotation, molecular function: D-type glycerophospholipase activity. The coding region runs from base 1 to 4614 and encodes 1537 amino acids.